GUCGAAGUCCAAUGUGACUUGUAUCUGUGAUUGGAGGAAGUUCUUCCUUGCUGCUCUCCCUAUCGGCUACCAGAUUUUUUUGUGCAGGCAAUAAACCCAGUGGUCCUCAAGGACGGGGACGGGAACGCGUAGAUGUCGGACGGCAGGAAAACCGAGAAGAAGUUGCCGUGCAACCUCCUUCCGCAUCGGCGCCGUGGCGAUCGGCGAGCCAAGUUGUGGUGGGAGCUGCUGGUUCGUUGGGCUGCUGACCCGUCCCGCUCGUUCGUAAAAGUAGCGUCCCCAUCUGGAGCAAAUGCUGAUGCGGUCCUCCCUUCCUCCCUCGAAGACUUCUUGGCUUCUUGCUCGCGGUCGUCCCCCGCCACCGCGUCGUCGUGCCCGCUGCACCUUCUUAACCUCCCCAGCCAGCCACGUCGUCGCUUCGCCGAUCUCGUCACGCAUUAGGGUACAGCAUCACCUUCUACAGGUCCAGCUUCUUCUCACUUUCCCAGUUCCUCUAUUCGUCUCGUCACCGUCAGUCGUCAGAGAGUAGCGCGCAGCUUCUUCUCAGUCCCCGCUUCGCUUGGUUGCUUCUCUCCUUUGCGGCUGCGCCCACAGUUCGCAGAUUGCAAUUGGUUAAUGGAGCGCCCGCGCCGGCGCCCGGAGCCGGCGGCGAUCGACAUCACCUGGGUGUCGUGCCGCGGCGUCAGGUCGUCGCUCCCGUUCCACACGCCGUGCCUCUACGCGUCCAUCUUCGUCACCCCGUCGUCCGCCAGGGGCGUCCACGGCCCACGCCGGCCCCACCGCGUCAAGACGCCCACGGACCGCGCCGGCGGCGGGAACCCCGAGUGGGACGCGCCCCUGCGGCUCUACCUCCCCGACGCCUCGCCAUCGCCACCGCCGGCGGAGGCGGGAAAGAGCAAGAAGGACAUUGGUGACGGCGGCGACGACGUCCUUCUGCUGCGGUUCGAGCUCAAGGCGGAGGUGGCCGUCCUCGGGGACAAGCUCGCCGCGUUCGCCGCGGUGCCGGUCCACGACCUCGUCGCCGACGGGCGGACGCGCCGCGUGUCGUACCAGCUGGCGGGCCCCGACGGCAGGCAGCCCAACGGCGUCAUCUCCUUCUCCUACACCUUCCACGAAAGAAACGGCGACGAUGACGGCCGCAGCAGCGACGGCGAGCUCGCCGUCACGCCGCCCUGCCCUACAGCGUCGUCCACCAGUCCCGUCGCGCACGCACUACCGCUCACGACCGCGGCGCCGCGGCUGUACCCGGCGAUAGAGUGGCCGCUGGAGGAGCAAAUACCAAUAAUUUACUCACCGGUGACAGCAGAAUCCGCUGCCACGCUCGCCGGCUCGCGGUACUACCCUCCUCCACCGCCGGCGACUCCAGCGGAGCCGGUUGCGGUAUACCCGCCGCUGUUGGCAGGGACGUCGCCCGCCUGCAGCGUGUACCCGCCGGUUGUGGACGCGGUGCCGGCCAGCGGUAUGUACCCGACGGUGGACCUUGCUCCGGUGAGAUGCUACCCGCCGGCGGCGCCGGCACCGUACGGCGUGGGGUGCGGGUACGCGGCGGCGCCGGGAUGGGACGAUCGGUGCCUGUACGGCUGAAGCCGUUGUUACGCGCGGGUUUCUUAGUUUGGUUCACCAUUUCUUGGUGCUGCCCUCCCCGCCUCCGCGUUUCACAUGGAACGCGGAGCCGGCGCGCGGCGUGUAGUUGUCGUGCACUCCAUCACUCCAUGAACAGUUCGUCUGUUCCUGAGCCUUGCAGGUUUCGAUCUUGUACGCAAGUAGAUGCGCUCGUUCCGUCGUAAUUUUUUUUGUAUUCUUAAUAUUGUUGAUAUUUUUAACUUCGGCAAUGGAAUACGGGUAUCAUUGUUGA
Messenger RNA from Panicum hallii, 1855 nucleotides. RefSeq lists its product as uncharacterized. Lineage: Eukaryota; Viridiplantae; Streptophyta; Magnoliopsida; Poales; Poaceae. The coding region runs from base 616 to 1584 and encodes 322 amino acids. The record is from RefSeq and is a predicted model, not a curated record. The transcript has a single exon.